AGAGUGAUUGCAGUCAGAAUGUUUGCCAUUCCCUUGAGACAGCCCAGCUCCAUGAGCAAGAGCCAGAAACAGUCCUCCAGCAUGGAUGACCACGACAAACCAUUUCAGUACGAGAUUACGGAUCAUGGUUAUGGCAAGGAUGCGGUGAAAGUGCUGCAUGUGAGUCGCAAGGGACCAGUGCACACCAUCCAGGAGUACGAGGUGGGCACCCACCUGAAGUUGUAUAGCAAGAAAGACUACUACCAGGGCAACAACUCCGAUAUUGUGGCAACGGAUUCCCAAAAGAAUACCGUCUAUUUGCUAGCUAAGAAACAUGGCGUUGAGAGUCCCGAAAAGUUUGCCAUUCUUCUGGCCCAGCAUUUCUUAAAUAAAUAUUCUCACGUGGAAGAGGCUCAUGUUCAUGUGGAGGCGUAUCCUUGGCAGAGAGUUUGCCAGGACGAGACUAAGGCCAAUAUCAAUGGCCAGGGAUCCACCUCAAAUCAGGGCACCUGUAAUUUCAGUUCCAUUGACGACCGAUCGCUCCAUAACCAUGCCUUUAUUUUCACCCCAACUGCCCAGCAUUAUUGUGAUGUUGUUGCCAGAAGAACAGAUCCCAAGCAAACAGUGAUCACUGGUAUUAAGGGUCUCCGGGUUCUGAAGACUACUCAAUCGUCGUUUGUGAACUUUGUGAAUGAUGAAUUCCGAUCCCUGCCAGAUCAAUACGAUAGGAUCUUCAGUACAGUGGUGGACUGCUCCUGGGAGUAUUCCCAUACCGACAAUUUAGACUUUUUACGUGCCUGGCAGACCGUAAAAAAUAUCAUCCUACGUAACUUUGCUGGCGAUCCACAGGUGGGCAUUUCGUCUCCCUCCGUUCAACACACACUGUAUCUGAGCGAGAGACAGGUCCUUGAUGUCCUGCCACAGGUUUCGGUAAUCUCAAUGACCAUGCCAAAUAAGCAUUAUUUCAAUUUCGAUACGAAGCCCUUCCAAAAAAUCGCUCCCGGGGAUAACAACGAAGUCUUCAUUCCAGUGGACAAGCCACAUGGCACCAUCUACGCUCAACUGGCCCGGAAGAAUAUUAACAGUCAUCUAUAAACAAUUUAUUUUAAAUUAGAUCUCUUAUUGUAAUUCAUAUAAUCUCAAAAACUAAAUAAAUUUAUUGAACAUAUGUAA
Drosophila bipectinata is the source of this 1152-nucleotide messenger RNA. RefSeq names its product Urate oxidase (gene Uro). Gene Ontology annotation, molecular function: urate oxidase activity. The record is from RefSeq and is a predicted model, not a curated record. Lineage: Eukaryota; Metazoa; Arthropoda; Insecta; Diptera; Drosophilidae. Gene Ontology annotation, biological process: urate catabolic process; purine nucleobase catabolic process. Gene Ontology annotation, cellular component: peroxisome.